Messenger RNA from Gambusia affinis (western mosquitofish), 2265 nucleotides. RefSeq names its product tRNA methyltransferase 1-like (gene trmt1l). The coding region runs from base 82 to 1989 and encodes 635 amino acids. Gene Ontology annotation, biological process: tRNA N2-guanine methylation. The record is from RefSeq and is a predicted model, not a curated record. The transcript has 16 exons. Gene Ontology annotation, cellular component: nucleus. Lineage: Eukaryota; Metazoa; Chordata; Actinopteri; Cyprinodontiformes; Poeciliidae. Gene Ontology annotation, molecular function: RNA binding.
CGGACUCCUCUUCGGAGUUACGCAGUUUACGUACGUAACUCCGUACGUCAGAGCACUUCCUGGUUGCUGCUGCAGCUGGAAAUGGCGGAGCUGAAAGAGGCGGACGCUUCUCAGCAGCACCAGGAGGACGGAGGCAUCAAACGUGAUGAAGACAUUGGAGAGGAAGACCCUGCAGGCGCGGCCCCCGCUGCAGAGCGCAGCGACGCUGCGGCUGACAGCGACUCCAAACCUUCAACCACGACCUCCGACAGACACAUCUCCAUCCAGACCAAACUGGAAGGACUGGAGAUGCUGGUGGACCUUAAUGGUGCGGGGAGGAAGUCCUGCCCUCUGUGUCCUGAGGAGAAGUUUAAAGCCUGUUACAGCCACAAGCUGCGGCGGCACCUGCAGAACCUCCACUGGAAGGUCUAUGUGGAGUUUAAAGGAAGCAGGAUGUGCAUCUGCCACCUGGCCUGCAGGAACCCCAAACCCAGCCUGAGUGGAGAUCAGGUGUCGGGUCGACACAUGGCCCACUUCCACUGCGUGGUGUGUUCGGUCACCAUCGCCCGCAAGACGGACAUGGUCAGCCACCUGAAGCGCCACUUCAACAAGGGCGAGACGGAGGCCAGCUACCCCGGCGGCUCGGACGCCCAGACGGAGGAGCCCGCGCCUUCGGGUCAGGCCUACGAGAUCCUGAAGGAGCUGGGCACCAACGUCCAGCUGCUGCCCAACCACAGCACCCCGCUGAAGAGCGACACGUACUUCAACCGGAAGAUGAAGCCCAACAGGCAGCUGGUGUUCUGUUCGCUGGCGGUUCUGGCCGAGGAGAGGAACCCGCUGGAGUGUCUGGAUGCUUUUGGAGCCACAGGCAUCAUGGGCCUGCAGUGGGCCAAACACCUCCGCAGCACCGUCAGAGUGACCAUUACAGACAUCAGCGACACCUGCGUCAAAAUGAUCAGAGAGAACUGCGAGCUGAACAACAUCCGGGCCGAUGGGGGCCCUCGAGGGCCGCGGGGCCCCGACAGGGCCGGCUGCGAACCGGAGACGGCCCCCGUCGCCACGGUGGAGGUCGCCAAGAUGGACGCUAAUGUCAUGAUGCACCUGCGGGCGUUUGACUACAUCCGCAUGGUUAACGAGCUGCCAACGCUAACGCAGAUUAAUCUGAGCGCUUCAACGUUACAUGUUCCUGUGACGUGCUGCAGGGCGGCGGCGCGCUGCAACAAAGGCAUUGAGGUUCUGCUGGCCGUGGCUUUGGAGCACUUUGUUCUGGUGGUGGUGAGGGUCCUCAGGGGCCCGACUCAAGCAGACGAGUCGGCCAAGAAACUCCGCAAACUGGUCCACUGCCAGUGGUGUGAGGAGAGAGUGUUCCUGAAACUGGGCAACAUGGUGGACGACACGGUUCCCUGUCACUGUCAUGGAAGUCUGCCUGGGAAGACGGCGGUGCAGCUGGGACCUCUGUGGGCCGGCCCUCUGUUCAACACCGGCUUCCUGAGGAGGAUGCUGUCUGCCGCCGUGCAGCACAGCAUGGACGACGUCCAGCCGCUCGUCAAAACGCUCAUCUGCGAGUCCGAGUGCACCACGCUCAAGUCGCUGGUGCACGGGUCGUCAGCGCUCGGUAACCAGGUGGAGUGUGGAGUCGUCAUCAAGACGCUGCAGAGCGGAGAGGAUGGAGGUCCGGCUGAUCAGGCCGGGAAAAGGAAAAGUGUGGAGGAUUGUGGGAACGUUGUGAAGAAGCUGAAGCCUGAUGCGUCUCUGGAUCAUCCUCCGUUCUACUACAGCAUCCACCGGCACAGCAUCCGCAGCAUGAACAUGCCCAAGUUGAACAAGUUCCUUCAGUACCUGACGGAGGCCGGCUUCAGGGUGAGCCGGACCCACUUCGACCCGACCGGGGUCCGGACCGACGCCACGCUGCAGCAGUUCAAGGCCGUCCUCACCAAGCACAGCGUGCCGACCGGCACCAACGCCGCCGGCGCCGGCCAGAGCGCCGUGAGCAACGAGAAGGCGGUCUGACCGGGGCGGGGAACACCGUUCUGCUCUCUGACCCGGUUCUGACCCGGCGCUGAUGGACCUUUAUUAGAGCACAAACUGAUGAGAAUCUAUUUAAUUGACCUAAAACCUGAUUUUAAUCGUUUCUUCUUUUUACCUUCAUUUCUCUCUUUAAAACUAAAAUAAAAAUCUUUCUGAAUUUUUUUUUUUUUUGCAGCCGUUUUAUAUUUCAGUCAAGAACCAAAAAUAAAAAAAGUCUGAGAGAACAGAUUUCUUCUCCAGCAUUAAAAUAAAAAAUGG